GUAUGUGUUCGUGCGCUCUGGAGCCGGAUCAGCUGCGUGUGGCAGCUGCGUAACUAUCUCACUAUACUAGUUCGCUCGUCUAUAACUGCUAAACCUGGGCCAUUACUUUAGUUUACUCAGAAAAAUUAACGAUGUUGAUCAAGCCCCCCCUAUCGUCAAAAAAACCAAAUUAGUGGGUCGCUUGUGGGUUAUUUUUUUGAAGACUGAGUAUUACUCAGUAUUACUCAGUAUUACUCAGUAAUACUGAGUAAUACUGAGUAUUACUCAGUCUGCAAAAACCCACUAAUGGCUCACUAUUUUGGUACUUUUUGACGAAAAAAACACAAUUAGAAUGUUUCUGAACAUUCGCCUCUACAGCCGCACUGGUUAAGAAGGGAUUAGGCAUUCGCGUAGAGCGUACCGCUCUAAGUAACGGACGAGGUAUGUUGGUACAUCGUCCCAAGUGUCCCAUUCCGAUUCUCAUCGUCUACGCGUGCUUUCGCGAAGACGUGCAAAGAACUCAGUCAUGGGAUCAAGAACUUCAUAAGUACUUGUCAGCACAGACGGCAGUGCCUAUGAUUAUGGGAGAUUUAAACUACUGCCCAUCAUCUCUGGACUUCGAGCCAGAAUGCUUAAAGGCAGCCAUUCCAGGAGUAAGAGAAACUGACCAACAAGCUUGCGUAACUCUUCUUACUAAGUUCCAACUAAUGGAUGCAUACAGAAACUUACGACCCAAUGGAACAGACUACACAUGUAUCACCUGGGGACACAAGUACCCGGAUGCUACUGGAAAAGGCAUGCGCAUUGAUCGUGUCUUUUAUCCACAAGCACACGCUGGAUUAGUCACAAGCUUCCACGUUCUAAAGAAUGUUCGCCGCGCGUGUGGUGAUCAUUAUCCAAUUGGAAUCACAUUCAAGCAAUUGGAGGGGAUUCCAAUUAAUUCUACCCCUCAAGCAAAUCUAGAUGCAAAACUUCCUGCAAUAGCCGACGGCACUGACAUCCCUACGCAGUCACAUCUGACCAAUGUGUCCACUGGGUCAGUAGGGGAUCCGGUCAAUCCUCCUACUAAUGUCAAUGCUAGGCUAGGUAAUCUAGAUUCUGCUAAAACAGAAAAAGGAAAAGAAGAAAAUAAAGGGCCCAGGAUCAAGAUAAAGCUUACUAAAACAGAACUUGAUAGACUCUAUCAAGAGUUUCAAGAAGAAGCGCGCACGAUCCUAAGUGAACUAAGACAACAACAAAAAGGAAAGCGUCUCCACUGGAGAGAACGCAAAGCAGGGGUUAGACAGAUUCGAGGUCUAUUCAAAGAGCAUCCAAAGUAUGAACACCUUAAGCCAGCGCAGGCAGAAGCCGCUGCUGCAAAAGUGUUACAUAGACUCGAGAUGGAACCAAAUCCACUCGAUGAAGAGUUAGAACUUCUCUUGGCAGUCUGUGAAUUCGUCGAACUCGACGAUGAUGAGACGCCGCUAGUGCUUCUCACUACAGAAGGAAAAAGUCCAAACUCGCAAGAGCAGGACAAGUAUGACACUCCAGAAUGGAGGAAGGCUAUCCCUAUCCAAAAAGAACUCAACGCGCGCAAGCAUGUGUUCAGAAAAGCUACAGAACAGGAAGUCGCUGAGUAUCCACACAAGCGCAUACCUUGCAGGCUAUUACUGUCGGUAAAGCGUGAUGGACGCCACAAGGCACGCGUGGCAUGUAUGGGAUUCUUAGCACCUAAGACCCAUCUAUCCACGUAUGCCGCGGUAACAGAUAUCAGCGUAGUAAGGCUCAUGAUUGCGCUCGUAGUACUAUCUCGAGGGAGAAUCAAAAUUAAGUCUGCUGAUGCAACUUCGGCAUUCUUACAGUCUCCAUACCCUGAGCACGUUCUAAUCGAACUUGACUCCAGGUUGCAAUCUGUCUUACACUAUUCCGUAGGAAAAGUUCUGUACUCCAUGAACGGGCUAAAGCUAUCUCCCGCUGCAUGGGCCAAGUACAGAAACGAAGUACUUGUCAGUAUAGGUUGGCAACAGUGUGCUAUAGAGCCUACUCUUUGGCACUUGUCCAAUGUCAUCCUUAUAAUCUUCGUCGAUAACUUUUAUUUUUUCGGCGACGAAGAAUCUUUUGCUAAAGUCUAUCCUGAAGUGGCUCACAGACUCGACCUUGUCGAAGAACCACCUCAAGAAACGGCUACUGAGUUUAUUUAUGAUGUCUUGAGCAUUCAAGUGCGUCUUAAUAAACUCACAUGGUCCGCUAUCCUCGACCAAACUCAAUACACGCAGAAACUGCUCAAGCGAUUUGGAGGGGAAGAUGGCAAGUAUGUUCCUACUCCAAUUGAAAUCGCUCCAGCAGCUUCCAAAGUACCUCUCGAACCCGACGCACUAGCAGCAUUCAACAAAGAAAGAAUGUCUCUGCUAGGCAGUUUGCAAUACCCUUGCACUGCUACAAGACCAGACUUAUGCGUCGCGUUGAAAGUACUCGCUACUUCGGAUAUCAACGAGAACACAAUCCAAGGAUUGAAGCGAGUAGUCCGCUACUUGCGUAAACAACGCGUUCUCCACUACGUCGCACCUGACUCCUUCACAGGUGAACUCAUCGUAGAGGUUUCCACUGAUUCAGAUUGGGCAUCGCUACAGAGCCUCACUGAAUGGAGAAGCAAUUCAGGCAUCUUGGUAGAGUUGUGUGGAAUUGCUAUACAGUGGAAAUGUAGAACUCAAGAUACAGUCGCUACUUCUGUGUCUGAAGCUGAGUUAUACGGGAUGAGUGAAGGAGCUAAAAUGGGUCUAGUUUACAGAGACCUACUCUCUGUAACGCCAUUAAAAGAGUUUCUAAUGCGUUUUGGAUUCUCUCUGCAAAGAACCUUGAAACAGUUCGGGGACAAUCAGGGCGCCAUAAAACAUGUUACAGGGAGUCAGCCAGUUGCUCGCCUGAAACAUGUAGUCAUACGUAGUGCGUAUAUCAAAGAGCUGACCAAUACUGGAGAAGUGCAAGUCUUCUUCCUUGAAUCUGCUAAAAAUCGAAGUAACGUCUUAAGUAAAAUCUGUCGUGGUGUUGAGUUUAAACGUGGUCUAUUACAAUUAAAACUCCUCCAGGUUAACGCCAUUGAUGCGGAAGCCGAAUAAGCCGAAAGCGAAAAAGGAAAAACAGGAAAAGCGAAAAGGGAGAGUACUAGUAGUAAAAGUAACCGUGUACGAAACGAACAAUGGGAAUUAUUUGGUUGAACAAGAUGAAGAAUUAACAUAAGUGCACUGAAGUAAAUAAAUGAAAUAAGAAAGUGAAAGUACUCAAGUGCUGAGUACUAGAAAAGUGAAAAAGGUAAAGGCUGAAAGAAAGAAAUAAUUAAGGAAAGUAUUGAACGUCUCAACGAGCAAGUCAAGCAUUUAAGUAGUUGAAAAAGUGAAGAACAAGUAAGUACAAAAUAAACAAGUAAGUAAGUAAAUAUGGCCGUCCUGCAAUCAUAAAGUCAAAGAUUUCCAUAAGCGAAACAAGUAAGUAACUCGAUCAAAAUCGUCCAUUUUCCAAGUAUCAAAAACUAAGACUUCAAGCAUAUCAGUGCUAGAAGUUAAGAAGUAAAUAAUUAAAUAUUUUCCAACGUUCUCAGGGCCGAACAGAGUAGGAGGGGAUGUAUGGCGACCAAGUCUAUCAUCUCCGUCCGAGUGAAUGAGAAAAAUACUCUGUUCGCCCACAACGAGAACGAGAACCGAAAAGGUUAAGAAAAAGAAAGUGGAGAGAUUUGAGAAAUAGGAGCGUGCCCAAAUAUGGCACGACUCCAAUCAAUGAACUCCUACAAUGACAGCACUGAAAUCAUAGACCGACCAACUUAAUCGUGUGCAGGGCCGGCCUUUGAGUCAAGUGACAGACUAACCAAAUAGCCACAACCUCCCGGGAUAUAUUUACGAAGUGCUUAAGUGUUCACCUUAUACCGCAGAGAUGACGAGACUCCUACAUUGAUGCUUUUUAUUAUCUGUAUCAUACAUCUUCUUCCGAAAAAUCAAAAUCUCACUCACGCCUACAAUUUUCUGGCACUUCGCUCUACGCGGCUACUUUAUUAUCUAUCGUUGACUAUCAAAGGUGAUGGUGAAACAAAAAAAGUCAUGUCGUCACGAAAGGCGAUAUCAGGGGCACAAACAUGACAAACAAAAAAAGUGUUGUUGUUAUCGCACCUGAAAAGAGAGUCUCUUGCUUCUAAUCUGACGAAGGAAAGGCAACAGAGAAGCGUGGGACAAGGAUUUCCGAGCUUGGGUAGCGGAAGCCAAUACGCAUUUACAAGGGUUCGGCAUUCUUAUGAAGCCAGCCUCUUACUGCGAGCCAAGGGAAAAUCGUACUACUUUUUCUGAAGUUUUCAAAGUAAGCAUCACUCUAACAACUUAUAUAUAAUUUUCGCUCCUCGUCGUGGUAGGACGAAAAUUGAAGUAGAUGGUCUUGGGCGUGGAAGACAAUCUUAGGGCUUAGCUUUAGCUUCUGUUUCUGUCGCAAAAAUGAAAUGUUGAUCUAGGACGUUCUUUACGCCACCCCCAGCUUGAUCUUCCACCUACUACACUGAUCUAUCAACAAACACCUACAAGAACUACAAUCAACAACCAAAAAGGUCAAGGCAAGAUCGAGCGGUGGUUAUCCUUCGCUUUAUCCGCCGACGAACGCGCAGUGCUACAAGAGGAGUCCACGCUAGCGGGAUUUGUUCGACCAGAAGACGUUGACUUCCUAGUUCAUCCACCCUUCUAAGUCAUGCUGAGAGAGAACAAUUGUUGUAACUCGGGUCAUCUUCAGCAGCACGAAGAGUGCUACCAUCACUAGAUCUAGAUGCUGUUGAUGAAGCACAUUCUAUUAUCAAGCCUGUCUUCACGAAGUAGAUCACGAUCAACCUGCCUUAUGGUUAUGCUUUUGCUUUUGCCGGAAAGUUAUGCAGUUGAAGAAAGAAGUUGUUGAAGUAUAAUAUAUUAGUGUAUCAUGAUAGAAGAGUGUGGCUAUUAAUAUUUUUAGGUGCUUUUUACAAAGUAGGACGUUUCGAAAUUGUGGCUAGCAUUAUUCGUAUCGAUUAGAGCAUGCUGGUCCACUCACAAAUCACUGAAGUAGUAUCUUCUAUGAGUUGUUGUGUCGCUACUAGUAGUAGUUGCAAUUGCAGCAGAGUUUGAAUUGUUCUCCUUGUCAAGCCCUUUUUUUAGUUAUCAACCAAGUCUUUUUGGGCAUCCCCCGUCACUUGUACCUACAAAAGCUUUUAGAUAGAGUAAAAAAGAUGAAGCUAUACAUUAUAAUGAUGUUUCAGAUUGAACAGAGUGUGAACAUUCUUGGUGUCUUCGUAGAUAUUGAACAGCGAGGUUUCCCGAUCCUUCGAUGCAUAACCACGACGUGUGUGCAUAAGUAAUGUAUGUAGAGAAUGAGAACCAAACAGAAACUACAAGCAUGAUAUUGAUAAUGGUUUUAGUUUUAGAGCAUCAGCAUCAAUGUUGAAAAUAUGAAGGAAUAGGAACUCGAAAGUGUGACGAUUCUGUCAGUAUUGUCGUGUCUUCAUCUAUCGUAACUGGACGGCCAUGUGAUUUUCUGUAUUUUAGACCUUUCAGUGUUUUCCGAUUUCUUCAUAACAUCAAUGUAUAUGUUGUAGAGUCCUUAUUCGAUUCUCGAGUGACGACUUAAAACUUCUUGACCAUUUUGGCUCAAGAAAAUAGAACUUAAGCAGCUCCUCCUUUGGCUCAAGGUAUUUAAUUGAGAGAAAAAAGCGAGCGUCGAGUUGAGCGAUGUGUGUAGCAACGUCGAAAGAAUGAAAAGAGGAGGAGAAUGGCACAAAACGUCAGUUCGCGACACCAGACCUGCUCUUGCCUGAGCGGUCGUUGUUGAGUACUCUGUGGUUGCUUGCUAGGCUCCCAGUCGCAGGCGGCUCGCACAUAGAGCAUUUCUCUGCGCCCGGCGGAAAGCACUCGCGGAGCUUGCACAUAGAGCGCUCCAUAUCGCACGCGAGACCGCUCAUAGGUUUCGAUCGUAGCAGAGGCCGCGUUCAAACUGCUCGACGAGUAGCCCGCACAUAGGGCUCGCAGACCGCACAUCGCAAUAAGCUCUCACAUAGAGCGACCCGUUCUUGCUGGAGGUCGUCCGAGCGCUUUCGCAGCGGCCGCCCAUAGGCCCUUCCGACAAGCGACCUGCCCAUAGGGUCGUAGCUGACUGCGAAGAAGAGUCUCGAACACGAGGACCAAAGCACGCGUUCGCAAGAAACUCGCACAUAGAGCAUUUCUUACGCUUUACGAGAACUCCUUCAAGACCACCCGCAGCGGCCGCACAUAGGCCCUUCCGACAAGCGACCUGUCCAUAGGGUCGUAGCUGACUGCGAGGAAGAGCCUUGAACGCGAGUACCGAAGCACGCGGUCGCAAGAAGCUCGCACAUAGGGCAUUUCUUACGCUUUACGAGAACUCUUUCAAGACCACCCGCAGCGGCCGCACAUAGGCCCUUCGACAGGCGACCCGCCCAUAGGGUCUACGAUCGCGACCUCGCAUACCAGACCCCCGAAUGCGUAGCGAACGGCGGGCGCGUAAGUAGCUCGCGCAUAGGGCAAACGUUGCGUUGGAUCAGGUCACUCGCGGGUCAGCGCAGCGGUCGUUCUCAGGCUCUUCGACAAACGUCUUACCGGAGCCACCGUUCACAGGAGUCCCAGCGCGUGUUCUUCUUACGAACUCCGCAGGAUCCGGAGGCAUAGCACUUUCGCGCGAAUAGCGAUUCGCCGGUCGGUUGACACCGUGCCGUGGAGAGAGCAGGUAGGCCUCUCCACUCGAGGCGGAUGCUCCUGUAUCCGACACCGCAGCACGAAGCAGCGGUGGCUCUGACACUGGAGCACAAUCUGAGGCCGAAUAGCGUCAAGAAGUACGAGCGAUACGUAGUCGAUAUCCUCCGCGGGAACGGCAGACUCUUGAAGAGGGAAUCUUACCCGCAGACUUGGAACACGAUCACGGAUUGGGUGAAGGUCGAGAACUUUCAAAGGACGCUGUUAGAGAACGUGAACGAGGACAACAUUUAUGAGGAGGCCGCCGCGUUAGUAGCGGCGAAGCGCAUGGUCGAUAGAGGUCAGCUUCUUACUUUUUGGUCUUGGCGGAGGCCGCGCAACGAGGACCCGGAGGCAACACCGGAGCCACGAUCCGUGAGGCGGAUCACGCAUAUUGCGCUCCCAGCGCGCCGCUAAACAAGAGUACGAGGAGGAUUAAGCUAGCCGGAGCAGCACGGUCUGGCAGGAGAUGCGCCGUUGGUAUAGCAUUAUCGAAGUCGCAGCGUUAACGAUGGCGGAGCAGAUCCUCGGUCUGUAUAAGUUGAUCGCGCACCCGGCAGACGGCCCUUUCGUACGCGGGUACCGAGAAUCGAGCGGGUACUUCACGCAGCACAUGAAAGCGGAGACGAAAGCCGGUCUUGAGUGGUCAUCUCUCGAAACGCGAAAGGCAGCGUGCGGGAGUACGUUUUACGAGCAGGAGCGCUGGCGCCGAGAAUGGCUGGAUCCCGACACGGAAGGUGUCGCGAAACGGCGCCGGAGCGUGAGGAUCGAAGAAGCAUGGAGCGAUCCAUGGGGUUCCCGGGGCAGGCCGCCGAACGUGUACAUCCGGGAAAAAUCGGCGCGAGAGAGAGUAGAUCAGAUCAGGACCGGGACGCACGGUGCACGGCGGCGCCCACGCAACGGGUAUGACGCGGACGGAGACUCGGACUCGAGCAUGGAGUCUCCUUCAGCAACCGUCGCGAGAGCGCGCACCCCUUGGGUGACGCACCUUCGGAAGAACGAUCCGUCGAGCGUAGCGAGCGGCCCAUCGAGGCCUGCUCGCGAGCCAGCAGCGAACGGCGCGUCAGCAUCUCAAGCGCGCGGGCUGCGUACGAGACGAGCAUCAGAUCGUGAGCAACGACCGCAGAGGAGCAGGUCGGAACCUCCACUAGGCGCUACCACUGGGAGAAACGAGAAGCGCAGAGGCAGCGCGAGGAGCAGCGCGCUGCGCUCAGGCGCGCCGGGCGAGCGACGCAACGAUCCCAGCAUCCAAUUAGGAGGAGCAGCGGAUGCAGCUCGGCAUUCGCCUCGAGCGAAGGAGCGAAGACUAGUAACAGAGCCGACUGACGUGAGCGUGGAUGUUCCGCCAGAAUCAGCGGAGAACGGAGCGCGCAGGCAAGUUGCAGUGACUGCAUGGACGGAAUGCUUCGCCACGACGGGCGGCGGACCUAACCCUCUGCCGAAGCCGAUUCUGAACCCAGCCGGAAAGGGCGCUUGGGUGAGCGGCUGGAAAGGUGUCGACACGGACGGCCAGUGGCGCUUCUGGAAAGGGCAGAAGAGCAGGCCAGCAGACGCAUCGCGCGUUAAAGGAUCCGCAAAACCCGGAAAGAACCUGUUCUCAGCGCCACGCGUUGUCGGCGGGAAGAAUGACUGCCGAUUAGGAGCCGGAGAAGCCGCGUCAGCGGGACCUGCAGGAGUCAGAGGAGCACCGCCAAGUAGCCGCAGUGUGGCGGGUGCAGCGCUACCUUUGCAACCUAGGGAGAGCGUUUUCAAGCGGCAACCGCACGGAGCAAGCGUCACGUUGGUCGCGGCACGUGCCCAGUCGAGCGAGAGGUCCGCGUCACGCGCAAGCUCGACGUCGUCCUCAUCCUCUUCGACUUCGGACUCGGAAGCAUGCCCGCCGCACGACCCGCAAGCCUUGGCUGCGACGCAAGCUACGCAGGCACCAUCGACUGAUGAAGAGCACUACGCGCGCGCGGGCGCAGCGCCGGGUCGCAGCGACAGGCGGCUCUCAAACGCGAGAGUAAGCAAAGCCGGGUUGUCGCAGCACUACGCAGUAGGAGCGACAGCGCGGCACGCAACGAUUCGUCCGAUCGCGGCGCUCCUCGCCGAGAGAGCGAGAGCUGCGAUCGUGCACGACGGAGAGGCGAUUAUCCUCCCGAGAGUGGGUACGCAGCAAUGCAGAGCGAUUUUCGAAGCUGUGGGCCUGGUGUUCCUCCAAGCGGAUAGAGGCCCGUAUCGGGACAUCGCCCCUUUCGCGCUAGCGAGGCGCGUUUCUGCCCGAUCAGCUUUGGCACUUUCGAUUACGCACCCGCACAUCGACGGGAGGCCGGUAGCAGCAGCCGAGGCCGCACGCAGGCGUCGUCUCGUCGUCGAAGGCAAGAUGCCCCCGUACGAGGACUGGUCAGCGCGGCUUUUCGUGUUUACAGCAAUUCUUGCAGACCCAGGGGCGAUGGCGAACGCGACUGACGCGCAGCUGGCGCAGCUACCGCCAUCGAGACGGCACCUCGCGUUCGAAGAGCACGAGCCGAGAGCGCCGAAAGCGUCGUAUUUGUCUUCCGCGAAGAAGCUUGCAGCUGCGGAGAUCCCGGACAUGUGCGCGGAGAUGAUGAUACCGAACGGCGAGUCCGCGUUGGUCAGCGCAUACGAUGCUCUCGCGCGGAAGUUCGGUGGUGGCGCAGAUGCGAGGGCCGGUUCGUUCCUCGAAGAGUCAGCGAUGAGCGUCAAGUGUGGGAACGCCGAGACUUUCCCGACGCACUUCGCCGACUGGUGGAUAGUGCGCCAGACGACAUCGGACCCAGCGCCGCAAGUUUCGCUGCACGAGUGGCCGCUACCGGAAUUCGUGAAGACAGUCGCUGCAAUCAUGCGCGGUGAAGCGCAGCCAUGGAAGGCGCGAUGGCGCUGGCUGAGCAGAGAAGAGAUCAGCAGCUUCUGGCCUUCGCACACAGCAGCAGACGUGGGUCCGACAAUCUUCGCCGCGGCUCGUCUAAACAGGAUACACGCAUGCAGCAGCGAGGCGGAAGUCGACGACUUAGGAGCGUUCGACGAUGAAUGCGACGCUCAGCCGGAAAAUCGCUUCUGGGCGGAAACGAUGGACCAAUUCGACAGAGACGGCGGCAUCGGCUGGAACGUGGGCGGUUGGAGUGCCAGGCUGCGGCUGGGUGAGUUGGUGUUUAUAAAGAUGCCAGUCGCGAUCGCAGUCCAAGAGUUUAAGCGAGCCUUUUGGGCACGCGAAGAGAGCACGAUCGCCUUUACUAAGAAGAAAGUGAGAGGGCAGCCUGUUCCGCCAGCGGCGAUUUUGAAAGACGGGUCAGAGGUGACAGCGCUCGACUACACGGUAGCAGCGUCGACGGACGCUCUGGGGCUGGCCGCACCGGACGGGACCGGAGGUGCAGCCGUUUUAGUGCGUGCGGACCAGAUGCACCGCGUGUCGGACUCAGUGUCGGUAGUGCUGAUGGCGGACCCGGAUAUGAGGACCGACGCACGCACGGCGCUGCGGGGUGCGGAUGAUUUCCUCGCGUAUAUUGCUGCAGCGGUAAUGGACACGAUGAUAAUCAUCUCCGCGUACUACCGCUCCCCGAGAUCCUGCAGACCGAUCAAUAUCCCAUCUGUGAAGAGGGAGAUGGAGAAGUUGAUAGCGAAGCUGGAGAAGCAUCGCGCCGGCAAGCAAGUCUGGCUGUUCGGUGACUUCAACUACAUCAGAGGACAAGCCAGGCCAUCAGAUCCGCACCCAGAGCUCUUACGCGUUGCUUACAGGCCAUUGCAGAUUUUCGCUGGGCGCCCGAUCGAGGGCAUCGGGCCAACAUGCUGGCGCGCGACAGCGCACGGUGGCGACCCGUCCGCCGUAGACCAUAUUUAUUGCUCGUCAGUCGCAGCGAGAGCGAACGCGAUCGAGCGAUGGCACGUUAGAAGAUUCGCUCCGUGCCUGAUCGGCCCGGACACACCGUUCGCGCAGGUCCCAUCGGACCACGCAGCGCUGACCGUUCCAGGGUGGUUAUUCGAGCCAGCGAAAGCGCAGACCGACGUGUUCGCGGCGGCGAAAGAAGCAUGGGCGAAACACUACGCGGCCUUAGCGCUGAGAUGCCCAGUCCGGGUGGCCGCGGUAUAUUCGGACGUCAUGUUCCCGGUCGGACAGACUUGCCUCCAACGCGCAACAGCGGUGGCAGUCGCGAGCGUGUCGCACGGAUGCCAGUUCGUGGUCGACUGGAGCAGGAGAACAAAGUUUGACGGCAGAACGUUCGCCCCGGUAUAUCACAGGAAAAACAGUACUUAUUCUCGUUUUUACUACCACCGAUUUUCCCCAGAAGUUAUCUCGCCACUCAGUCGCAAGACAGGACCGCGCGGAUGAAGCCGACUACUUUCGCAGCCGAUGGCGAGAUCUUUAGCUAGCUAGUUUAACUACGAACAUCAAUAAAGUGACCUUUUAAACAUUUUUCUAGUAAGCCAGGAAGGUGCUAGGUAGUUGUGCAUUUUAUCUAAGCAAAAGUCACGACACUUAGCAUCGCGCUGCUCCGUAGGGGAUUGCUUCUCUUCAUUAUGAAGGAAAGAAGCCUACUCCUACUCAAAAGUCACAACCUCGCGAGUGCUCACGAUGAGCCACCUGAGCGGACCUGCGUACCUGGUGGAGGGUCUGCAGCCUCGGACAGCGGUGGGUAAGUGCAGCUUCUUAAGCUAGCUAGUUAAAAUAGGACUAUACUGACAGGCCCAAACGCCCUCCUCUUACCCGAGGCUCGUCCCCACUUGCCCCCAAGUGAGACUGAGACCUCCUACCCGCGCGCCGCUGGCUUUCGACGCCUGAAAUCGCCGUUCCUGAGUGACGUCUUUGCAGGUUCCAAGCUGCGGCACCACCUCGCAACGCUUUGAAGGGUGGCCGUCUUUCUGCAUUGGAGGAGCCAUCGGCAAUGCCGCGUUGAGUGGUCAAGUGGACUGGUGGACUCGUAGACUCUGGACGCAGGUCACCGCUGAACGGCCCGCUUAACCUUCUAGUUCUCGACCUAGUGCUUGAUGAUGACGCUGCUCGUGAUGUAGAUUCUCAUCGAAAGACUAGUACUAUUCUGCAUUGAGACGAAUGCUGACGCUAUCGGCUCACUCGGUAUUUGUUCCUCGUGAGAGUCCAUCAAGUCGAUUUGUUCGCUGGAUGAAGCACCACCAAGAGGAGAACCUCCUUCGAGAAUGAAGCAGGGGCCCUGCGCUGUCUUUCUAAUAAUGCAGACGAGAGCAGCACGUGUUGUGAGAGUGGCCAACAAAUUGCACUGGGUUCGCAUCGUGACACUGCUAUCGGGAGAGUGGUGAGCAUUUGAGGCACAUCAACAGACGGGCACACGAGGCGACUGUCGUGCCUUCACCAGAAUCAGCUCAGCGCUUAGAUGAGAAAGGCGCUCUCUGUGCCAGGAUUUAGGUCCUCUUGUCAUAGUCAGCGCACUUGUAAGCGAGUCGCUCAAGAAGAAGACACGAAAGAUGAUGCUUUCUGGGCGCCAAAGAGAUGGCCGCCGACGUCCAGAAAAAGUAAAAGAUGCCCAAGAUGCUUGGGUUGCUCUUCAGCGGCAGAUGGAGUACCUUAAUGGCGAUGACCUCGGCGACAUUGUGGCCAAAUGUGAGCGGGAGCGUCGACGCCGUACGCAAGCCGCCGGCCCGGGGAAGAAGACCUUCUGUUUUAAUAAUCAAGAGGGUGCGUCUUCUGUUUAGCUUGAUGCACAUCAUGACUUAUCUCCUUUGAACCCCAACAAGAUCAAGAUGGUGACGCUUCGGCUUCCACUGUAGCUAGAUCCCGACCCCUUGACUAUUGAUCCGCCACCCGCUUCCCAACUAGAGCUCCGCACUGAGAACCUCUGAAUUUCCAAAGCUCUCUUGCGAGCUGAUAUUUCUCCAUAACCAAUCAGAUCCGUGGAAGUCUCUCCCGCGAGGACCUCUGGCAAGCUGGAUUGCCAAGGCAGUUGGUUGGCCUGAGGAUGAAGUCAGUGGAAUUAUCACGUGCACGGAGGACGCUUUGCAAGUUCUGGCUUCUUGGGGCUUGAAUCGUCUGCGUGACAAGGUAUCUCUUUCUGGUAGUUUAGGUGCUUCGGUACUUAUGAAGAAGAACUUCUCUCCAAAUUCAACUGCUAGUGUCUUCAGAUGGACUUGAUUGCUGUUCGUUUUUCAUUCGUACGCUUCUCCCACCCAAUCCCAAAGACUUUCCUCGCGGAACAUCGUGAGGCCACAUCAAUUGUCCUCCCCUUUCCAGCUUCCGGAAGACCCGGAUACGAAGUUUCAGCCAACGGCUCAAUCAAUCUCGAAGAUGAUUGAUGAGUUGUGCCCCAAGGAUGUCCCAGCUCAUGCUGAAGAUGCUCUGAUCAAGUUGCAAAAUCAAGUCAAGAAGGUGCGUGCAAAAGAAGCAGCUGAAGCGCGCCGCGAGGGAUAUCAGGUAGCAAGAUUAGAAUGAAAUCUACAGAAGCUGCAAGUUCCUUUCUCCUCCCACACCACCAGCCCACUCCUCUAAUUCUUUCGCUCCGAUCCGACUCCAGUCGAAGAUGAUGGUGCCGCGAACGCAGAUGCAAGUUUCCCAAGGAGGUGGCGGAGAGCGAAUGAUGAUGGGCAACUUCUUCGGGACAAUGCUGGACGCCAUGAUGACCGGCAAGCGCAACCACUUGUUCCCCGGUGACGAAGAGCGAAGUUCUCUGGCGCUUUGUGAUGACUACAUGGCAGGUCCAGCUGGUGGCCGUACUCCGAUGCUGGAAGAUCGCAGGAUGGACAAUCACCGCGAGCGGACUGCUCGUCGCGGCGGAGAAGGUAGACGAGCGAUCACGGAGAAAGAGUCGCGUCAUGGUCUGCUGGCCCUGGAAGAUGCACUUCCUGAACAUAAUGCACUCCGAGCCCGCCGCUCGAAGACACAUGAUGCAGAUGUCGAACGUCGUCGCGCAGCGCACCGCCAUCGUGGAAAUCUCCGCUCAUCUGAUGAGACUCAACCUGGAGCAUCUGCAUCUACUUCCGACUCACUCAAUAGUAGCAAGAGAGACAACGCCUUCUCUCGUGGAGAUAGUGGUAGUAGUCGCGCAGCUUCUUUUCGUGAGGGCAGCAACAAUGGGCGAACUUUUGGAGCAGCGCCGAAGCAAAGCAGCAGCAGCAAGAUGUCCCAACCUACGCGUAAGCGCUUGGCUGAUGAGAUUCCGGACGAUAUGAGCAUGCCAGAGUUCUCCGACGGUGAGCUCAACAUGGAUGAGGUCCAAAUUCGUCGCCGCAACACCAGCUCCAUGGCGUCUCCUGGAGCCGGGUCUGAGGAUCUCGAUCAACUAGAGUCAGAAGAUGGCAGCUACUUGUCUCCGAAGGAGGAGGAGGUGGACGAUGAUGAUGAGCUGGAAAAUGGUAGUCGUGCUGAGGCGAAGAAGAACCCUGCAAAGAACUCGCACAAGCAGAAGAAUCAUCCUCGUGUGAAGGCUUCUAGCAGCAAUCCGCUCGGGUGAAGAUCGUCUUUGCUGAAGACCAACGCAAAGCUAACAGGGAAACUGGGCUAGUUAGAGCUAGAGAAGUAACGGCGACGCUAUCAUCAUCAGACGCAGACUUUCUUCUUGUUCAAAAAAUUUAGUUACAAUGCAGAAGCACUCGGGAAAUGCCAGGACUUGAGUGCGGCACUUGAAAUAGUUAAACAACACCGAUGACCUACGUUAGCCUUCUUUUUCUCAUAUCGAUUUGUAGCUUAGUAAGGUUCUUAGUUCUGAAAGGAUUUCUUAUCGACUUAAAAAAUUAAAAGAGUUCAGCUUCUGACGUCCGCGAAUUACGUAAAUGUCGACUGUAGCAGCUAUUUCGUUCUUCAUUUUUGAAAUUAUGUAGUUAGGUUCCGAAGAAAGUAACUCACUCGCUCGGUGUUAUCAAUGAUGUUGUUUUAUAGAAAUUAGCUCAUCACACUAGAAUUCAUAAUUAUUAGCCAUCUUCUCAAAGUAAAAAGGAGUAUCGAACUACUUGAACAAGUUCAGGCCAACAGUCAUGACUUUUCUUGUUAAAACACAAAUCCACCAUAGGCCACAACUCUCAAGGCAGCCGCAGUUAGGUCGAGAAUCAGGGGCCGCAUUUCUUUGAUCGAUACCACCUUGCUUUUCGUGCGUUGGCUGGUCCGUUUCUACUUGGAGCAAUGAGUGCAGGGCUCCAUCGCGUUAGAUCGUCAAUCGUUGAGGGACGAGGGCGCCGGUUAUGUUAUUCAUUAGACCUCAAACUGCUCCGGCAGCUAUAAUCAACGAUGCCGUAUCUUCAUCCCCAGGCUUCACCGUGCACCACUUCACUCCGAGUUUUUGCAUCAGGUGUCGCUGAAUUCUCAAACAUAAGAUCAGGGCAGAAUCGUACUCAGUAAACAUGCCGGCGUCCAGCCUCAAAAUGGACCCUAGUCGUCCACACACGCUUCCGCGUAUUCCUGUGGUCAGCGGCACUCUCCGCAUGCGGCUUUUUCUACCACGCACUGUCGCACAGAACUGGCAGAAGAGCUAUCACGAAAAGUGGCUUGCGCAGCGCGACGCCGUGAAGGUUUUGGCGCCAGAGUUGGCAAACGAGAGCGGACUCGACAAGAAGAACGCGGAAGCCAGCAAGAACAUUGGACUCGAAGCGGUACUGCAGUCUUGUCAUUCUUGUUUUCAGCUGUGUCGGCAAGAUGGUCUCAAGUGGUUUCAGUCGUUACGAUUCUCGUCCAGAUCUCCUCUCUGCUUCUCUUUGAAAUUCAUGACAUUGCCUUACUUUCUAGGUGGCGACGUUCCGGGUGAUGGAUCGUUCUCCUAUCUUGGAGCCAGUUAAAAAAUGGCAUCUGCAGCAGAUUAAGAUGGUCGACCAUAGUACCCACGGGGGUGACGUUCGGGCUCUGGCAAAGGCGUUUGAGGAUCACUACUUCAACUCCUUGAAGACCCGAGAGGCGAGCAAAUGCUUCCAGCUGGUACUUAAGUCGCCAACAGUGAUUACUCUUGUUCUUUUGAUGUGAUAGAGUUGCGCCAGACGACAUCUUCUACCUAGAUCUAGUGCAGCAAAGAACUUUGACCAUGAAAAUUCUGGUGCAUAAUUGACGCCCAAAAAAUCUCCCACCAGAAACACAUCCUGCGGACCCACAUGGACGUAGCUUUUAUGCUGGACAAGUUCCGCAAGAAGACGCAUCUCAUACCUAUUGCAGGAUGCUGCAGCUUCCGCAAGUUUUCUGGGGUUAUUAAUAUCCAAAGCGACGGCAGCGUGAAGGGCAAGGAGAAAAAAGAGGCGUCCCAGGUGAGCUUUCUUUAUGCUUAACUCUCUUGCUCGCUCCUUCUAGCAUUUCUCACGACUGUAGCGGAUGAUCUUGAAGAUUCUCUUUCAAAGUUUCACUGCUAAGCUUUUUCUGUUGCAGCAGCAUCAUCUUCCGUUCUCAGUUGUUUUCCAUUUUGCGAGUCCUCUUGUCGAACUUGCAACUUCGUUUCCUCGAUCGAGGUCCAUCGAAAUACACAGCAAAAUCAUCUUGCUCCACACUUCUCCCAGAUCUACUUGUCGUACUUGGACGGUCGUGAUCAGUUGCAGACGAUGAUGGCGCCGCUCGCUCUUCAGUCGAGUCUGGGCCCCAAGGCAGGAGCUGAUGUGAAGUAUGGAGCGGCUUGCCGACGUGUUGCUGGAUUGGUGCGGCUUCUGUCUAGCAUCGGUGGCCCGGAUUUUCUCCCUGAAGUGCUGCAGCACAUGAACAACGGGGCAAAGAGGAUCAUCAUUGUUUGCGAUGGUGAUCAGGAAGAUGCAGAACAACGCGCAUAUCUGGGUCUCGCGCGAGUCUUGCCGAUUUGUGCGAGAUUCGGCAUGCGCCACCGCUUGAGCAACAACUCGAACAAGAACGCCAAACUCAGCUCCUUGCGUGCGGAGCUGCGCACUUGCACUGGUGGACAAAUCUCCAAGAAGUCGCUGCGCGGAGGUCUGGAUAAAGCUCGGCGCGAGCUCCUGAAUAAAGUGCAGAAUGGUCAUGUCACUCCACAUGAUGAUCGCAUCCAGCGAGAGACUGCGCUCUCAGUGGUGCAAGCGUUGGAGAAAGGUGCUUAUACCGAAGAACUUCUUUGCGAUUUUUGCUUCCUAUGGUUUAAUCAGAUGGAAUCGCAACUCCUUGACCCCAAGUCUUCCCUUAAUGCUUCGGGGUGUGAAUUCGGCGCGGCUACGGUUGUCGAAACAGCUUUGGCACAUUGCUUUUCGGAUGAGGUUUGCUGCAAGUGCUCAUGGCGUCGUUCUUCUUGCGCGUCGAUUGGAGCCGACUUUGGUCAAAGGUUGGGUCCAACGUUCGACUGAUCGGAUCCGUGGGUGGUUGAAAUCAUGGCUGAAGCCAUGCCAUGACAUGCAAAAGAGAAGUCCUUAUGCCUCUUCCGAGAGGGUUUGGAGGCCUCUCCUGCACUGGAAUCCACGCCUUUGCCUCUCGCUGUUCGUUCCCAUCAUUUAGACCCACUGGCAUCCGGACUGUUGGCCACCUUUGACCCCUAAUCACGACUACAGAAAAACGCAAUCACUUUCCAGCUCGUUAACAAAUUGAUGACAUCGAAGACGGCUCGGCGAGUGGUCUGGACCUUGGUUUUGAUGGCUGGCAAGUGGACCCAAAGAUCUCCAUUUUAAACGCAAAAAAUUCCCGCUUGACGAAGACCAAUUCACACCCCUAGGCAUCUCCUCAAACCAUCACCUUACUUGUCUCAUCGCUAAAGAUAGCCCAGACCUUCUUUCCCACCUCUCACCACCCAGAAACUCUCUUCGCGUCGUAUGUGCGUGCCCGUUGGUUCAGAAUCCAAUACGUGAGCCGCUGGCAUGCCAAGUGUGGCGGUCUCGCGUUAGCCAUUAUUGAUCACAUGCUCGAGGCUGGGAAACAACGCAGAGGGAUUCUAGCUGUACAUCCACAGGAGGACCACAGUCUCCUAUUGCAAGAGGAGGGACCAGACAGCAGCUACGCCGCAGCAGCUAACCGUCCUGGUUUUGCGGAUGAUCUACCUGACUUCGACGACUUUUUUCCAGGGGAGGCUGUUGUAGAUGAUGGAGGAAAUGUCUUUCAGGAGGCUGCUUUGCUUCGUGAUAUCAUGGACCGCGAAGCAGCUCGUGCGGCUCAGCCACCUGGUCCAUCUUCUAGCACAUCUGCUGCUCCUGCUGCUGGUGUUGUUCCUGUCGCUGCAGAUGUAGUUCAGCCCGAGCCGGCUCCUCCGGUCUUCGGUCCAGUUGCGCCUCCUCCUGGAAAGGGCAACUUAGAGCAGGACGAGGAGCACUCACUUCGUGGUGAUCUGGAGAAACUGAAGGCUCUACACCGUGCCUUGUCCAACAUCUCGGAAGCGGAGACGUCUUUCCAUGUGCAGUUGCAUCGCGCGCCGUUCAUCUACCACGCUAUUCACCUUAAGAUGACCUACGGGCGCCAAUUUUCGGAGGAGAGUAUGCAGGUGCAAGACCGGGAGUUUGCGAAAUUGUAUCCGGAUGUUGUUCUUGAUCGAGGUGUAAACGUGUUCCAGCUUUCUGCAACGAAGCACUUUCCAGCAGCUCUAUCGAAGAUGCUCGCGGCUCCUCUGCAGAUGAUGUGGGAUCAACAGCAAGCGUCAGAGGCGAUGGAAUUCGCGAAGUUGACCAUGCGCUACUACAUCUACUGUGUCUACGAUCCGCACUUCAGCCUUUGGGUGAGCAUCUUCUAUCGCCAGAUCGUGAUGGUGACCAAUCAAGUUGACAUCGCUCAGCUCAACGCCAGACCGGCCACGAUUCUGCAGAACAUCUUCAACACGUUGCUCAACGACAACAGUACCGAUCUCGCCAAGGAACUAAUCAAGUUCAUCAUCUUGUCCGGAGCUACCUCCGACUCGGAGGGUGAGUCGUUUUGGAGGUUCGUAACGGGUGGAGAGAAGCUCACACGAGCGACAGCUGGCCAAUUCCGCUUACACUACCGCAGACUUCUAUGGCAGAAGCAGACCAUCUUCGAGAAAAUGGCGAGCUUGUUUGCGAUCGGGAACAAGGUUCGUGCGUGUGAUGUGAAAGGUUUCCGUGAGCAGAUCCGCGACGCGAGCAAAACCACGCAGCAGGUUAUGGACUACUGCGCCGAGAACGGCACUGAAGGGAGACAUCAGGUGGAUGAGUUGAAGAAACUAGAGAGAAUCAUCCAUGAGCAGCCGCUUUCAGUAGAAGAGCACUCCAUCCUCAACAAAGCAGCCAAGAUCAUCGGCGAAGGUAAGGGCGAGGUGUUUUCACACGCGAUAACGUACUACAAGCCCGGACUUGAAAUAGCAGCGACGUUGGAGGACAGCUCUGGCCGUAGUGCGGAGCUUUUGCGCUUGGUGGACAAGCUAGGCCAAAUCGUCGCCGAUUCGUCCAACGUGCGCCGCUUUUGGAACAACAGCGGCUUCGUGAUCUACCAUGACGAUGAGAAGGACCAGUAUUGUUGUGUCAUGGAACCAAAAGGCCAGUGCCUUGGCUUCGACAUGAAAAUGUCGCAGGACGGUGGACACCUUGUCUGCGAUUGGCGUAAGCCGCGACCCAUCUUCGGUUACCGCGGAGACUGCAAACUUUUGGUCGACUAUGAAUGCACUUUCAGCGCAGGAUUUCUCGGCGUGGCUGUGUACAACGCGAACUGGAUCUCCUUCGCCGAGCUGUUGGAGCGCUGCGUCUCGCUGAUUCCCGGCAACCUCCUCUCCAAAACGCUGGGAUACUACCUGCAGCUCCCGAUUCCGGAAAUCCCUAGGGAGACGCAGAUGCGAGCACUGCUCAAGAAGAUCCUGUUGAUGGAGCACGACGAUGCUCGCGCAGAGUGGGUGAAGUUCCGUGAUGGUGAGAUCCAGAAUCUACCGAACCUCAUGCAGGAAGUGCAGAACUUUGGUGGUGGUGCUGGUGGUGGAGGUGCGCCUGCUGGCGGUGACCGAGUUGAGCGCACCUUUCUUGGUCGCUCCGUCCAUGACAAGUACUGGCCCAUCCACUGCACCAUCUGCAAGAAGGAGGUUGCACGCGUCCGCAUCCAAGCGAGGCGAGCAGGCAAGAGCAACAAGGUCUCGGAGGGGCUCUACCUGAAAUACAGUCCCGGCGAGACGCUGCACCCGACGGACGUGAAGAUCCCCACUGCGACUCUCGGAUCCACCUCCAACGUUCCGAACCGCAUCAAGGAGGCACUCCAGAGCAAGGCCAAAGAAGUGCAUCGCCGUAAGCAUCAGGAGCAGGCGCUAACCGUGAAGGAGAAGAAGUGUCCAUAUGCUGCAGCACGGAUCGCAAAUGCGGCUUCGUCGAGUAGUCGUGACCCACUGGCUGCGCCUGCGGCAAAUCCAUUCAACGACAACGAACAGCUUCAGGCUGAAUACGACCGCAUCUGCCCCGAGGUGCCAAAAUCGUCACCGACACCCAAGCGCAAGAAGACCGACUGAAAGCCUUGGAGGCUUGGCAAGAUCUAGACUUACAACAACAAGAUACUAGCUGUCUCUCGAUUCUUAGAAGAAGCAGCAAACCAGGAUAGUUGGCACAAGAUGGCGCUGCUUGUUGCCUCCAGCUGCGGAAGAAAGUGGCUGUGGCUCUCCUCUUCACAGCCUACGCAUGGCGAUUUCCUCAACAGUGAUCGCAGAUUGAGUUUGGGGCUCUUAUGUAAUUGAUCAAGUAAAUCAGUCAACAGCUCAAGCAGGUCCUUCUUUCAAAAUUAUGAAUCAAUCAUAAACAAAUCAUGGCAGUUGGAGAAUUUAUGUUCAAGUAGGAAGUUCAUCGGAUAAAGCUCUUGAUGUUGAUAGUUCAGAUCUCCCCAAUGUUAAAGAAUUCAUUUUGAAUCGUAUGAAAAGUUUAGAAUUGUUAAAGUCGUGAGGUAACUAUAUCAAGUUCAUAAUUAUUCAGGAAGAUGCUCGGCAUCAACACUCAAGGCAGACGAUUCGGUCGGUGCGUAAUUUAGAAGAUCUAGAAGCACAAGCCACCACGUUCUUAUCGAAUGAAGUUACAGCUUAGUAUCAAUUUUAUGCAGGGAUCCGCAUCGUAUUUAAGACGAUCUGCUACUCUUCGCUCGAGAAAAAAAGCUCCGAAAUUUUGAAAGAAUUCCAACCUCAGCAACGUUUGACUUCAAGACCCGCUUCUUCUUGGUCACCCGUGGAGUCCGCUCUGCGUUUUCACUCGGGUCCACGAUCGUCCGCAUUGGCAACGAGAGGUCCUUUUUGGAAAGGUCUUCGGGAGAGAACCAGUAGUGAUCGCACCAGUAGUCUUCGUCUGCUUUUCUCGAAACGUAGCAAGCUCCACGUGGGUAGAUGUUCAAGGUUCUCGACCACUUUCGUUCAGCGCUAUCGAAAUGGUGAGGGACAGAAAUGGAUUACCAUACUCGACCAAGAGUGGUAGUCGAAGCUUCUUUAUUGGAGGGGAAGAGAUGGACAUAUGACGACAGGCGUGGACUCAAGCCGAUGGCUGGGUCUAUCGCAAUAUGGAUUCAAUUACAACAAGAACAGCAGGGAACUUUAGCAAGGAUAAGCAUCAGAGAAGCUAGACCAUAGCGUACAAAUGGAUGCGCCUGUCCUCGGCUUCGUCCUCGUAGGGUGCGUGCCCUUGUGCUUGGAGGAUGUUGAUCGGCACAAUGUAACACCCGGUCCAGACAGCUGGCGUCUUGUCAGAUUCUCGAAGGUGCAGCACGAUGUAGUCGAUUUCUGCUCUAGUGAAUCCGCUGCCGCUUUUUCUGUAGUUUGGAGGUGGGCUUCGUGAGGUACUUCGUUGUAGUUCAAUUUGAGUAGUAUUCUUUGAUGGUGUUUCUGGUUAGAUUUGAGAUCGGAGAAGAUGUAGCUUUAUUGGUGUCACCAUCAUAAGUGGCUCGUUUUCUAGUGGGAGUCUUUAGUCCGCAGGACGUCUAGGAACCCUUCUCCUCUUGUAGUGUAAGUUCCUUCGACGGUCUCCUGAGCAUGGAGUCAACGCUAAUCUCUAUUCAUAAGACAUAAUCUCGGUACCUGGUAGUGGACACCGUUGCUCCAGUGAUUUUCUCUUUUCUACGUUGAAACUUUAGCGUUCGUUCUUGGCACCGGAUGGCUGUGCUCUUCGUUGUCCCAUGUUUCAAAUAUCCGUCGACUGCGGUGAAUUCUACAGGAUUCCUCUCGUAAAACCACUCAGAUUCCCCUUGCUCGAGAGCGCGGCAGAAGGCGUCACGCAUCGAUAUUUCUAUCAGGGUAUUGCGGCCGGUGGCGAAUGCGCCCGGGAGCGUGUCUGGCUGACGAACUGCCCACUUAUCCCACAGUAGUGCGAGACUUUUCCCGAGUUCCAUGGCUGAAACCCAUAGGGAUUCUUCGCGCAUAUCCAUUCGUCUGUAGUCCUCGCGUCGGUUGACUAGGAUCGCGAUCCCCUUCUUCUUCCAGCUCGAGAAGCCACAGACUGCACAGCCGUGAUGCGCUUGCUGCUUCGAUGUAAUCUGAUGGCGGAUCUGGCGCACCCAGGCAGAAAAGUUCUUGCUCUCGCUGCAUUUUACCUGGACUGGAAGCCACCUUCCUUCGCCUGUCUUGGGUGCAGAGAGGGGCCGCGCCGCGAUGUCGGCCGAGAGCUCUGGUAGAUUGCAUAUUUCCAAUGUUUUAGACAAGCCAGCAAAAAGGGCUACUGAGGUCUUUUGUUCGAUUUUCUUCGGAAGGGUUCCCAUGUUAGACUAUACCCUGCGCCCGCAGGCGGGGACGAACGAUCUAAAGCUAGACUAUCGGAUAGCGUGAAAGCAUAGAAGGGCGGGGGAUGCACAUUAUAAGUAGACACAAACAAAAGGAAAUCUGUCUCACUGGGAUGUAGGUUUUAAAAUGGAGUGGGUAGCUCUAAGGCUGACGGACUUGGCUAACGAACUUACUCAGUAUUAGACCUCAACGAUUUACCAGAGCUUUCUCUAUAGAUCUCUACUUAGAUCAGUAAUUUCCUCCAUCUUAACACUUCUCAGGUUGGACGAUCUAUCGGCGGAGUAGGCGCAUUUGAAUGAACAGUGUGCUUCGAGGAUCCUUUUUGAAGGUCAGGCGUUGCGAGGUGGUGCCGCGGCUUGGAAUAUGCAAAAACGUCAUCCAGGAGCGGCGAUUUCAGGCGUCGAAAGCCAGCGGCGCGCGGGUAGGAGGGCUCAGUCUCACUUGGGAGCAAGUGGGGAUGAGCCUGGUGGAAGAGGAGGGUGUUUGGGCCUGUCAAUCUAAUCCUAUUUUAACUAGCUAGUUUAAGACACUGCACUUACCCACCGCUGUCCGAGGCUGCAGACCCUCCAUCAGGUACGCAGGUCCGCUCAGGUGGCUCAUGGUGAGCACUCGCGAGGCUGUGACUUUUGAGUAGGAGUAGGCUGCUUUCCUUCAUAAGAAGAGAAACAAUCCUCUACGGAGCAGUGCGAUGCUAAGUAUCGCGACUUUUGCUUAGAUAACAUGUGCAACUAGCUAACAUCUUCCUGGCUUACUAGAAAAAUGCUUAGAAAGUAACUUUCUUGAUGUUCGUAGAUAAACUAGCUAGCGAAAGGCCUCGCCAUCGGCUGCGAAAGUAGUCGGCUUCAUCCGCACGGUCCUGUCUUGCGACUGAGUGGUGAGAUAACUUGUGGGCAAAAUCGGUGGUAGUAAAAAAGAGUAUAAGUGCUGUUUUUCCUGUGAUACGGUACUCGCAGAUCAUAUAAUGCGAAGGACGUAUCGCCCCGGACCCAGCGCAGGCGACUCUGGCACGCAGGCAUGGCCGCCGAAGAGCAGCGGGCAUCGCGCGCGUCCGAUCAGGAAUCUCGCGGACCUCGAGCGCGUUCUGACGAAAGUCGCGGUGAAGAAGAAGUUCGUGAGCGGGCAGCGAGUCGACCAAAAAGCGUCGAAGAUCGAUUGGUCCAGGGACGUGCAAGACGUAUCAGCCGCAGGUGCGCGCGAGGACGAGAAGCUUGACCCGAAGAAUAUUAUAUAGCGGCGGCGGCGCGCGCAGCAGCUACCCUUCGGACGGGCGCUUCGUCGAAGAGCGACAAAGCGUUUCAGAUAGUAGACGCAUGUAAAGCGGCGUUGUACGGUAGCAAGCGCGGGGACCCGGCAGGCGAGAUCCUAUUCUGCGUAGCCGGGGCGUUGACCGCCGUCGGAGCGGCGGAAGUAGCGAAGAGUUUACUUCUAGCGCACCUGUGCAAAGCGCGUUUCGUUAGGGAGUCGACGCGGACCCUGGCAGCGACACCCUCUCGGCGCGAAAUGUACAGGCAAGUGCUGGCAGUCGCGAAGGCGACGCCACCGUUUCCGAUGCCGACUUGCGAAACUCUUGGCGAAGAUGGCCCUCAAGCCGCAUAUGCGCUCGCCGAACGGCACCAGGAAAUCGUUAGUUACAGCAAUGCGGCACCACCCGGUGACAACCGAAACAUUGAGGAACGCAAUAAACGACACUACGCAAGGCAUCGCGCAGACGACGCUGCGCGCGUUCGAGCAAUAUAUAAGACCGGAGAGGAAAGUCCUCGUCGCCGCCGCCUUGCACAAGAGCGGUCGGACAGACCGAGCGAACAAGUUGCGGAUCGCAGUUUCCGCAGAGAACUUGCAUAGGGUCGCAGCGCAGAAGUGCUGCAUCCGCCUGAAGCAGAGGAUGGAGAAGAGCGGUCUGUUAGGUUCAUGGAUCGGCACUGGCAGGCCUGGAGCAGGCCUCGACGCUGCGUUCAGGCAGCAGCUCGAUGUGAUAGGCCGACUAGCGGAGCGAUCGCAACAUCUGAGCGGCGCCGACGGGCUCCACCAACAGGCCGCAGUAAUCAUCACUACGGACUUCGAGAACAUGUUCAACUGCCUGUUUUACGAAGUAAUGGUUAAGGUGAUGACGUUGCACGGAGCGCACCCGCAUGACAUAGCGUUCGUGAUGUCUCUGCAAGCGUCCAAGACGGUGUUCUUGAGGAACGGCAGGAGCGUCGCGGCUUUGCGUCGUUUUUACGACCUCGUCAUAGGGGACCCGAUCGCGAUGGAGGUUUCGCUCGGAGUCAUCGCGCCGUAUCUGGCAUCGCUGAGGCGGGCUUUCGACAUGCUAGAAGCGAGUGUCGCAGCGCGCGCCGCAGUCGGAGAGAUGGAUGAGUACGAGGACGAAUUGUUCCGCGAGCGGAGAAGGAUUCUGACGCGAUGGGAGCAGGAAUACUCGGUAGCAGAUGUCCCGCGAGAAUACUUCCACAUCGAAAAGUCCAUCAACGAAGCGGUGCAGGCGCCCUUCGCAUUUUCUGAGAUGCCGACUUCACCUCCACAGAACGACACGGAUUUCGAAGCAUUCCUCAGAGCAUGCGUCGACGACAUCACAUCAGCGCUGCGCGCACCCGUUCGCGAGCUCUUGACCCCGUCGGAACGGAUCAAGAUGACAGCCAAGCUGAUGAGCGCAAGGACCGAGCAGAUGUGCUGCGAUUCGCAGUUGUUUUUCGCAGCCCGCGAGAAAUUCAUCAUGGCAAUACUGUCGUGGGAGCCGAUCGAACAGAAGGAAGCGAUGGCAGCAGCGCUGGCCCCUUUGUUUACAAUUUGCGGGUUCGCGCCGAGGGUGGUGCACGAAUCGAGGAUCGUUGGAUACGUGUAUCGCCUGCCGCUGGGCGACACUGUCGAAAAGCAGCUCGCCAUAGCAACGGGCUUUUGCAGGUUGUUAUGCAUGCGCGCGCGAGCGAUGCUUGGGAGAACGUUAUCCCCAGCGAUAGCUUUGGCGAUAUUGCAGCAAGCGUUGGCUUCUCCGACGACUCAUUUGUGGAGCGCCGCGUACGACCGUCUCUCGCAAGAAAGGAUCGAGGACAUAGAGCAACGGCUAGCGGUCGCUCUCCUGCCGGAAAUCGGGAUAGCCGCGCCAUUAGUGCAGCAUAUUAGAGCGGCGAACCCCGGAAUCACUGAGCGGGAGAUCCUGUUUAGCCCGAUAACAGGCCUGCAACCGAGAGGAACGGUAGGCGCGAGGAUCGCGGACAGCGGCCUCAUAGAGUGGGCAUCUCUAUCCGGCGACCGCAGGUUAGCAGACAAUAUAACGGCUGUCAUUGAAGAACUGGCGGCCACGGGCAACAACGCGGGUGCCUCGUGUAGCGAUCGGGAGUUCAGUAAUAUCUCCUAUGACAGGAGGGAGGGCCCUAUGCCAGUAGAGGCAGUAGACGCGGUCAAGCUGGCGAAACCAGCAGAGGCGAGAUCGUCGUAUCGCGCCCUAGGAGCGUCAGGGACAGCGCCACCGGAGAUCACCAAAGCAGCGAAGACAAAGGUGCAGACAGCGGCAGUCACCGUGAUGUUGUUUGCUGAGCACGCUGAAGCGGCGGUGACAGCACCCGACGGAGCGGGCGAGACGCGAGCGUUCGCAGUGCGCGCGCAACUUCCGGAUGGAGCAGCCGUGAGCCAGCACGUCGCGAGGAUAGCCAGACAGGCGAGAGCCGCAGUUGAGGCAGCGCACGACGCUGUACGCGCCGCGCAGGAGGCGGGCGUUCACGUGCAGGAGGUGAGAAUGUACGAUAUGUACACCCUGCCAAGGGGGAAGACUUUGGCUUUCGAAUCCCUAUGGGCGUUGAAGCAUAAGUUGCGGACAGCAGGCGCGACGCUGGAACUGCGCGCGAGCCGAGCGCCACCGGAAGUUAGAGCGGCAUGGCCGAAACGGAAGGAGCAGCGAACUUUGCGGUUGAGGCUUUACGACCGGACCCCGUGCUUCUGAUGCGAUCAGCAAUCGACGACGACAGAGCGAUAGGAGCGGUGUCAUCGUCGAUGCCGAAGCUGUCGAAGAUGAACGAACAGCAGGCGUGGCCAGACGUCAUAGCGACGGUGGCGGGCGCCUUUGGGUGCCACGCUAUGGCAACGGACCGGAUCGACGAUGAUAUGAACGAUUCGGACGACGCAGCAGAAAGGGGGAGAUGGGGCGGUGCGUAGCCGGGCAGGACCGGUAAUGUUCCGGUUCAGCUCGGCGACCCGCUCGGUCUUUUCGCGAAAGGCCCAGCAGGGGCGGAGCGACAGGGCUCUUAGAUAGCCAAGAUAGAUAGAUUGAUAGGUGCGUACAGCUACAAAAUACUUUGUUAAGAGUUCGUAGCGUCUUUCAAGUGUGUGUGACGAGUAGUACUGGAAGUAAGAAGAAAACACGUGUGACAAAGCAGACGGGCGGGGGACGCGAAAAGAAACAAAAAAAAAAAAAAAAGCAACGCAGUGUGUCCCCCUUUGAGCCAGCAGCGUCAAUAUGGAGAACCAAGACAGCGUCGCGACGCAUAAAUAACUCAUCAGUCAUGCUAGGUGGGUGAAAGAUGACAUCACGGAAUCGACGACUUUUCUUUGUUUUUGUUCUUUUUGUUUUUGCUGAGGAAAGUGCACUUGUUCUUUGAAAUAGAGGAAGAAGGCAAAGCCUCAGAACGUGGGUCAGCCUGGACCGCGUCGCAAGACGAGCGGGUUUAGAACGGUAGAGAAAGUGUCGUAGCGGGAGCCUCACGUCUGUGCUUGGGGUAGCAGGUCUUUGUCUGGACGAAGUUAGUGACGGACUAAAGUGAGAAUAGCGGCGACCCGUGCGAACGGGAAUAAGUGAUCCGCAACAGUAUGAAUAGAGCGAAGCUUUCUAUCUGUGUUUUCUUGUCGAUUCCCGCUAUACCAGGACGAGUCAGUGCGCGGCGUUUUCGUUGAAAUCAUCCCCGAAGUAGGGAGUUCGGAUUGUAUCUUUGAGUCAGUUCAUAAGUAAAAGUAGAAUCGAAGAAGAGCACUCACUUAUCCAUCGUAGAGACGUAGAAAAAGAUGAAGGCCUAGUCUAUGCCUGGUUUGAGUUGAAACAGCUAGAGCGCAGAUAGGAACUUAGGCGGGACUGCAGCGCCGCGAGCGAGAAGCGCAGCGCCGGCACCAUCUAAGCUAGUUUGCGACUCCGUGUAAAACUAAGAUAGGGGCCACAGUAAGUAGCGGAAGCGAGCCUUUGGCUUUGAGGAUUUCGACUUAGUCUAUCGUACCAGGAGACGCUCCGAGCACGCAUAGCUCCUUAGAAGGAAAGGAUGACUCGAGCGAGCUCGAAUGAGCAAGCGAGCGUGCGUGUCCAGCGGCCGCUGUCCUUUCAGCAGGCCCUGCGCGCGCGCGUCGCGAAGCAAAUAUCUCAUCUGAGCUACUAUAUUAAAUAUGUGAAGGACAUGGGCGCUGAGAUGAACAAAAGAUGGCCGGAAAGGAUCACGAAAGAAAGACUAUCCGCACACACUUUUGUAGGGAUCGCUUCUGAAGUCGUGCGAAAGGACGUUGCGUACUUGUCUGACGAAUUAGCUAGAUGGGAACCGGUGGUGUCAGUCGUCCAAGGGCAAACUUUUCACCACCGCGCUCCAGCGAAGUUGGUCACGACGCUGAUAGCUUUAGAUAAAGAAAUCUUGAGGCACGUGAGAACGCUGACGCGUUGGGAGGAGUGCCUCGAGACCACUGGGUGGCCGAUCCCAACGAGUCUCCCGCUGGACGGUUCUGCAGGGAAGGAACCGCUCAAGGAGCUUGUCCUAGCGAUCGCAUCGCUUCCUUUCGGGUUUGAAGUCUCUGGUGUAUAACUUCACAUGCUAUAAAGAACAGUUGUUGAGACUUCUAGAACCGACCAACAUCCUUUCUAUGGCUAACGUCGGAUUGGGCGACAUGACUAGAGACGAGGAGGCUCGCCUAGCUGAGGCACAGGAGCUAGCAUCAGAACUAAGUGAGAAGUUGGGGGACGCGGUGACAGCACUGCACAACAGCGCAGGCAAGUAUGUAGCUAAGUUCCGUUUCUUAGACGAGUUGCAACUCGAGGAAGAACUCAUUCCCGGUUGGACGAGUAGGCAGUUUGUAUUGGAGGUUCUGAAGCGACUAGAUAACGCAUUAGUUGAACUGGACAGCGCGGUCGGAACUGGUAGGGUAGAAGUAGAGUUUUAUAUCGCGCAUCGUAUGAGGAACAAGAAGAAAGCCUCAGAUAAAAGAAGUGCUGAGUCGCGCGCUAAGGAAGUCCUAGAUAGUGUCGUAGAGAUUUCGAAAGCACUGCGCGACGAUCGCGACGAGAUCGUUUACAGAGUUUCGAAAAAAGAUCAUCAGGUUCUUCCUAGUGCUAGACCGAAGACCGAGCGUUUUUCGCCGGAGAACCUCGCGUCGGGAGUAGGUUGUGUAGGUAAAGUUUUUAAGGGGUACCUGGGCGAGCUAUCUAAGACCUGUUUAUCUGUAGCAAGCGCGGUCGGCGCGAAGAAAGUUCCGCGAUACGUAUAAGCCAUAAGCAAGGAAGAACAAACCCCAAACGGAGGACACUUUGUACAAGUAGAAAGGCGUGCCCCUUUUCAAUCUCGUAACUUUAAAUGUGGAUGGACGGAGACUUUUCUGACGAGCCCGACCUCGUUUUCCUCUUUUGAACCCCAAGAGCACGAACUUUGCAACAAGGUGUAGACAACGUUGUCAGCAGAAAACCCAACGUAAAGAAGGAACGAACUAUGGUUAGGAGCACGCGUCGCAGCGUGCAGAGCUUGGCUCGGAACCGCCGAAGCAUCUGCCGUGUUUUGCGCGUUGCUCGGGAGGUGGAGGUCUCCGAUUGAGUGGCCAGACAGAAAAGUCGUCCAGCUCGAACGUAGAGACGGAGUUAGACCUUCGGAGAGUUGUUGGCUCCUUAGUGAAAGGUAGCGUGUCUGCGAAAGAACGCCUAGUAGAACGAAGUAACUGCGUAAACGUGAGUACAAUACAGUAGCGGCGGUGACUAACGGUUCGGUUUCUUUUCAACAGUUGAGUUUUGUCUUUUUGAGUCUUUUUCACUCGAAAUCUUGUCUUUCUGAGUCUUUUUCACUCGACAUUUUGUUGAGAUUUUUGUUUUGUUGUGGGUCGACUCAGGGGUGAGAGUCGGCAGGAGCAAGAGGGAAACGGACGGCAACGGAGUAUAGCCGACGGCGAGAGCAGCAUAUAUCUAAUAUAUCAGCGCGAUAGCGCUUCAGCCGGCGAACAGUGCGCUCAGGUGAGCGGAUAUAUUUCUCGAGAAGAUGGCAGGUAUGUCAUCGGUAUUUGGCGCUAUGAGCGCGUUCGGCGGAUGCUCGGAUGUGAGCGGGCUAUCAAUUGGCGAGGAUGUCGGGCAAACGAAAGCCCAUUCGAGCACGGGGUCGACAUUGGGUGCUAUAUCUACGAUGGACUCGGUUGGUGGACUCGUAGCCUCCACUAUGCCAGCGCUAGCUACGACGGCGUCCGGGCGCAAGUCGCGCCGAGCGAACGGCAUGAACGUUGAGAGCCCGCACUUGGAGCGCGGACCAACAGACCUGAACGUGCAAGGUUCGAGAGUAUACGCCGGCUUCUCAGCACGAUUAUUUUUGGCUUUCGGUGCCUGUUCUCAGCUUUUCGGUGGCCUUGUCUACGUGUUUCAGCUCGAGGACCACUGGGGGAUGGCCUUGAUCCCGACUGACGAAGUCUUGACCAACGACGGAAUGCCGAUGCUCGCGCGCUUUCAAACGUCGACGAACACGGUGUCGACGGAGAACGACCACCAGUGCAUCUUGGCGUACAACUUAGCGGUGUUCGCUGAUCAGUUCAGAGCGAUAGGCAUCGCGGCGCUUUUGGGAGAGCUACCAAUGCCUACGGACGCUCCGGCACGGGAAUACUAUCGGUUAUCGACGAUAGCGCAUUGGCCGAACCGUCCGAACGCGUUACCGAAACAGCACACGGGCAUACCGAUAUUUCCGGUCGCGCCUCUGUCGCCGGUGUUGCCGCUAGCGCUAGCGCACUUUUGGGACAGCCAAGAAGACCGGUGGGCCCGCGCCUCGCCGCAGUUCCAGCAACGCAGAGCCCUGGAAGCAGCAGAGCGCCAGCCGAGUGUGCGUUUUCGGCUGCCAAUCGUAGCGCAGGUGCGGACAGCAGCGAUGGAUAUGGCUGCAGCGCAGAGCGCUGCGUCGUUCGGUACGCCAUCGAUGCUUCGUUUCCCGAUGGAUCUCUCAGCAGGUGACGAUGUCGGCCGCGCGAACCCGUUGGAAGGGAUCGACGCUUUACAGGAUCAUGUCACACGGGAACCUGCACCCGCGGGGAUGAUCACGCACCCGUCGGUGCCACCUGUCGUCAGUAGCAAUACGUCGUCGGCCUCCGCGAAGCCACUGCUCAGCAGUCUCGUGAUCGGAUCAGCGCAUGCGCAAAAGGGCGCGGUGCGCGCGGCGUCGGAGAACGUAAGCAGAGCGGAUCCAAACAACGGAUGCGACAGUACGGCGCAAUCCGCACCAGCACCGGCUUCGGGCGGCGCCAAAAGUAAGAGCAGCAUCGCGGCAGAGAUUCCUGCGGAAAUAAGGGAAGAAUUUGCUGGUCUCCCACCAGAGACGUUGGAGAAGAUGUGGUUGCGGAUGAAGUCGGCUCACACCGCCGUCCAUCCAGACACGGGUCCAGACGCGCGCUCGCGCGCGCCCGCACCGGAUCGAAGUGUCAUCGGCGGAGCCGUACAUCCGGUUUCGGCAACCUCGGCAAAAACGAAAGCGAGUUCGAAGAAAGCGAAAUUGGGAGCGGCGGCGCGUUCAGCAGUUGGCGUAUCGUCGUCUUCAACAUCAUCGUCUUCUUCGUCGGCGGUUUCAGCAACCGCGCGUCGCGAUAGCCGCGAAUAUCGUCGCAGCAGGAGCCGCUCGCGUCGCCGCCAGUCGCGCCGCAGUCGUUCGAACCGCACUCGUCGGUACUGAGGGCAAGACGAUAUAUCCAUGGGAAUAUGAAGAGCGUCAUGGAAGACGCAGGAAGCGGCGACGUGUUUGGAGGAUGUCGGAAUAUACUUUCUGGAGGCGCUGGCCUUUCAUAACCAGAACCAAGAAGAGGCAAGAUCUCGAACGAUGGAUGAAGAACUGUGAUCAUGGUGAAAUGUUUGAAGACCCGUUCCUGCGAACCGCCCCGCGCGCGCAACCGAAGAGGAGCGUAGGAGCUGCAGCUCCGGCAUACGCUCGUUCCACGCUGAAGUCGAAGAUAGCAUUCUUCAGCGCGUUGGACACUGACCAACAGGAUCAGAUGAGAGCGAGGUUCAUCAGCUCGCGCCACCGCGCGGCCGACGAGAUCGGUUGUGUCGCGGACAGACACGCGCACCAAGCUGUGUCAUAUGUAAUCAUGGAUGAGAUUAUUUUUUGACCGUGCGCGCAGCACCGCGCUCGCCCUGAGAGAGAAGGUGAACGUGACGCACCUGCGUCAGUCGUACGAGCCGGAGAACGCUUUGUUCGCGUUUGAAGCCCAUGAGCAGCACGCAGACGGAGGAGAGGGCGCAAGAGGGCGAGGGGGAAACGGGGAAGGGCGAAGUGUAGAUAGAAGGAAGUACAUAGAAGAGCUUAUGUCGCGCUGCCCCGUGCUCGCAUCGACCCUCUCCGAGGCCGGAGUACUUCCAGCUCCCCUGGAAGCCGGCGGUCGGACGAUCAUCGAGUUUAACUGGGGCGCAUAGGGAGCGGCCGAUCCGGGCGGAGCGGCAGCGGAGCAUCGCAUCGCGAUUGCGAGGCGAGCGGAACACACGCGGCUUCUGAGUCGACGAGCGGUUUAAUGGCUGCUCGUCCUCGGUGUCGUCGUGAGCAGGUGAGUGAGGGGGGACCGUAGCGCGCCUAGUCCUGGAGACGCGAGGGAAGCGAGCCGAGGAGAAGAGGAAGAACGUCUGUAGAUAGUGGAUAAAUAACAGUAGCGUGUAGGAACACGCAAACUUCCCAUUAAACCCAAAACGCCGCCAGCUGUUCAGGAAGGCCCCUAGAGCCCUUACAAUUACAUCACCGUCCUUAGCGACAGAUGGUAAUAGCGCCGCGAGCGCGUAACGUGCGAGACGAUAGGGUCACGCGCGACAAUAAUAAUAAUAAUAAUAAUAAUGAUGUAUUGAAGGCGACUCCACCUAGUUCCUAGGUUGUUUGCAGCCUUGUCGUGGAGGUUUCGUAGAGGAAGAGCACGGGCACCAUGUUGCACAUGAGCUUGACCUAUCAUGUAUGCUGACUGGUCCUGGGAGACAGGCACGCAUUACUAAGAGCCUUUCCGCGUGAGACGA
Messenger RNA from Amoebophrya sp. A25, 32405 nucleotides. The record is from the annotation of a GenBank genome assembly. NCBI's taxonomy places the organism in Eukaryota, Dinophyceae, Syndiniales, Amoebophryaceae.